CGCCGGGCUGUGACAGACGCGCACCUGCCCGGGCUGGAAGCGCCUGUCCGCGUAGCGGCCGCCCCUCGGGGUCGGACACACUUUGUGGGCAUAAACAUUUUUUAAACUUUUUUUAAGAACUCGUUUUCUGGGAUUUUUAUAAGCCACCCUGUAGUUUGCGUUGGUUUUCUGCUUCUCCCGCUUCAAGGUAGCGUUUGCUCUGUUCUUCCUGGUACUGUAACACGGGGACCUGAACGGAACUGACAUUUUAAGUACUCCAGGAACCCUCCGGUCCAUCCACCUGUUAAAGCGAGCAGUUGUGCUUCCUUCUUUCUUCUUUUUUCCCCGUGUCGCCUGUUGGAUGUGAUGGAACUCAUGUUUGCGGAGUGGGAGGACGGGGAGAGGUUCUCCUUCGAGGACUCCGAUCACUUUGAGGAGGACUCCCUUUGUUCCUUCAUCUCAGAGGCAGAGAGCCUUUGCCAGAACUGGAGAGGAUGGCGGAAGCAAUCGGCCGGACCCAAUUCUCCCACUGUCAAAAUGAAAGAUGGGCUGGUGAUCCCAUUGGUGGAACUGUCUGCAAAACAGGUUGCAUUUCACAUUCCAUUUGAGGUCGUGGAAAAAGUUUAUCCUCCAGUUCCUGAGCAACUACAGCUUCGGAUUGCCUUCUGGAGUUUCCCUGAAAAUGAGGAAGAUAUUAGACUGUACUCAUGUUUGGCUAAUGGCAGUGCAGACGAGUUCCAGAGAGGGGAGCAGCUGUUCCGAGUGAGGGCAGUCAAAGACCCUCUCCAGAUAGGUUUCCAUCUGAGUGCCACUGUGGUACCCCCGCAGAUGAUGUCACCCAAAGGUGCAUACAAUGUGGCAGUGAUGUUUGACCGAUGCAGGAUCACAUCAUGCAGCUGUACCUGUGGUGCUGGGGCCAAAUGGUGCGCUCACGUCGUGGCGCUCUGUCUCUUCCGGAUACACAAUGCAUCUGCGGUAUGCUUACGAGCACCUGUUUCUGAGUCCUUGUCUCGGCUACAAAGAGACCAAUUGCAAAAAUUUGCUCAGUACCUAAUCAGUGAACUUCCACAACAGAUUCUUCCAACUGCUCAGCGUUUGCUGGAUGAACUGUUAUCUUCUCAGUCAACUGCAAUCAACACAGUGUGUGGAGCCCCAGAUCCCACUGCUGGACCCUCUGCGUCAGAUCAAAGCACCUGGUACCUAGAUGAAUCUACCCUGAGUGACAACAUAAAGAAAACCCUUCAUAAAUUCUGUGGGCCCUCUCCUGUUGUUUUCAGUGAUGUGAAUUCCAUGUAUCUCUCUUCCACGGAGCCUCCGGCUGCUGCUGAGUGGGCCUGCCUUCUGCGUCCCCUGCGAGGGAGAGAGCCUGAGGGAAUCUGGAACCUCCUUUCUAUUGUGCGGGAGAUGUUUAAGAGACGGGAUAGCAACGCUGCUCCUUUGCUGGAGAUUCUGACUGACCAGUGUCUGAACUAUGAGCAGAUAACCGGCUGGUGGUACAGCGUGCGGACGUCUGCAUCACACAGCAGUGCUAGCGGGCACACGGGACGCAGCAAUGGGCAGUCAGAAGUAGCUGCUCAUGCCUGUGCAAGUAUGUGUGAUGAGAUGGUGGUUCUUUGGCGGCUGGCUGUCCUUGACCCAACUAUAAGUCCACAGAGGCGCAGGGACCUUUGCUCCCAGCUCAGGCAGUGGCAGCUAAAAGUCAUAGAUAAUGUUAAGAGAGGUCAGCACAAGAAAUCACUGGAGAAGCUGUUCCAGGGUUUCAAGCCAGCAGUGGAAGCCUGCUACUUCAACUGGGAGGAAGCUUAUCCUAUCCCUGGGAUCACCUAUAGCAGCACUGACAAGAAAAACUCAUUCUGUUGGGUAAAAGCCAUCCAACAGAGGAGCUGCCGGUUGCAGUGUGCAGAAGCUGCUUGUGAGGCUGGUAGAGCCCAUGGACAGGAGCCUGGGGGACCAUGUCUGCAACCUGGGGACAGGCUGCGUCCCUCACCCCAGGAGCCAGCGGUUCGUCCAAAGGAACUUACUGGAAAGCGAAAAGUCGUCUCUGAAACACCGCAGAGAGUUCUGCGACGACUUUCAGCAGAAGGUGAUAAAGCUGUGUAUAAGACUGCAGUGGGCAAAGCUAAGUUGCCAGUGAGCAAAGGUUUGACCAGCAAGCAUAGUGGGAAACGCCGCAUGAGCAGUGAAGACAGCUCCCUGGAGCCAGACUUAGCAGAGAUGAGCCUGGACGACAGCAGCUUGGCUCUGGGUGCAGAAGCCAGCAAUACGUUUAGUUUUACAGAAAGCCCACUGAGCAGGAGCUACAGGGAUGCCUUUGAGGAGGAUGGUGGGGUGUACUUCUCUGAGGGACCUGAGCCCAGUGUCAGGAGCAGUUCCACAGGCAAGAAAUCAACCAAGGAUCCUGUGGGAGAGACAGGUAGUGGUGAUGAUGACCUGACUUCUGCAGAUGAGAACAGUGGUGGUGUGAGCCUGAAGCCAGAAGAAGUAGGGGAGAAUGGUGCGGCAGGUGGAGGGGAUGAUGGAGAAGAGGAAGAUGAUUACCAGGUAUACUAUCUGAAUCCACAAGAGGUAGCCAAGGAAGAUGAUGACAAAGCUGAAGGGGGAAAUGAAGAGGAACAGGAUAUGUUUGCUGGUAUAAAGCCUCUGGAGCAGGAGAACCGGAUGGAGAUCCUGUUUGCCUGUGCAGAAGCCCUGUAUGCACAUGGAUACAGCAAUGAAGCAUGUCGCUUAACUGUAGAACUUGCCAGGGACCUAUUAGCCAACCCUCCAGAUCUCAAAGUGGAGCAGCCACCAACUAAGGGCAAAAAGAACAAGGUAUCAACCAGCAAGCAAACAUGGAUGGCAACCAACACCUUGUCCAAAGCUGCUUUCCUGCUGACUGUACUGAGUGAGCGGCUGGAGUACCACAACCUGGCCUUCCGAAUAGGAAUGUUUGCUCUGGAGCUGCAGAGACCGCCUGCCUCUACAAAAGCACUAGAGGUGAAGCUGGCAUAUCAGGAGUCUGAGAUUGCAGCCCUCUUGAAGAAGAUUCCCUUGGUCACUAAUGAGAUGAAUACUAUUCGAGGAAGAGCUGAAGAACUGCGAGAAGGAACACUGUGUGAUUAUCGUCCUGUCCUGCCUCUCAUGUUGGCUAGCUUUAUAUUUGAUGUCCUGUGCACUCCAGUGGUUUCUCCUACAGGCUGUAGACCUCCAAGUCGCAAUUGGAAUAAUGAAAUGCCUGGAGAUGAAGAACUUGGUUUUGAAGCAGCUGUUGCUGCUCUUGGCAUGAAGACAACUGUCAGUGAAGCAGAACAUCCUCUGUUGUGUGAAGGCACUCGAAGGGAGAAAGGAGAUCUGGCACUAGCUCUGAUGAUUACCUACAAGGAUGAUCAAUCGAAGCUGAAGAAGAUUUUAGACAAACUUCUGGACAGAGAGAGUCAGACUCAUAAGCCACAGACUCUGAGUUCCUUCUACUCUUCCAGCAAGCCUACAGUAGCAAACCAAAAGUCUCCUUCCAAACAUGCUGCCCAGUCUACUGCAGCCAUCCAGCAGCUUCCAGGGACUUCAGUUGCUCAGCAAGCUGGUGUAAGCCCAGCAGUUCAGAGCAGUCCUGAGACUUUUGUGGAGAAGAGUUCACAAGAGAGCUCUCAGAGGUCCCCCUGUGAGCCAGCUGGGGAAUCCACUGUCUUGAAACAGGAAGGAAAGGUCCCCAGUCGUCUGGCCCUUGGAAACCGAGGUGGAUACAACGGAAGAUGUUGGGGUUCACCUGUCAGGCAGAAGAAGAAACACACAGGCAUGGCUAGUAUUGACAGCAGUGCUCCUGAAACUACCUCUGACAGUUCUCCAACACUCAGUCGGCGUCCCCUACGUGGGGGAUGGGCAGCAACAUCUUGGGGCCGAGGACAAGACAGCGACAGCAUCAGUAGUUCUUCAAGUGAUUCACUGGGAUCUUCCUCUUCCAGUGGCAGUAGGAGAGCCAGUGGGGGAGCCCGUGCAAAGACUGUGGAAGUUGGCAGGUAUAAAGGGAGGCGGCUGGAAAGCCAUGCUCCUCAUGUCCCGAACCAGCCUUCAGAGGCAGCUGCCCACUUCUACUUUGAAUUGGCCAAGACAGUCCUUAUCAAAGCAGGUGGAAACAGCAGUACCUCCAUCUUCACCCACCCUUCCUCCAGUGGUGGACACCAGGGACCACACCGCAACCUUCACCUCUGCGCCUUUGAGAUUGGGCUGUAUGCACUAGGGCUGCACAACUUUGUGUCUCCCAACUGGCUCUCUCGAACUUACUCCUCCCAUGUCUCCUGGAUCACAGGGCAGGCCAUGGAGAUUGGUAGUGCAGCCCUGAACAUCUUAGUGGAGUGUUGGGAUGGACAUCUGACCCCCCCAGAGGUGGCAUCAUUGGCAGACAGAGCCUCACGGGCCAGAGACUCCAACAUGGUGAGGGCAGCUGCUGAACUGGCACUCAGCUGCCUGCCCCACGCCCAUGCCCUGAAUCCAAAUGAGAUCCAGAGGGCUCUGGUGCAGUGCAAGGAACAGGACAAUCUGAUGCUGGAAAAGGCCUGUAUGGCAGUAGAAGAGGCAGCCAAGGGAGGUGGCGUUUACCCAGAAGUUCUCUUUGAAGUAGCUCACCAGUGGUACUGGCUUUAUGAACAGAUUGUUGGUGGGACUCCAGCUCAGAGAGAAGGUGCCACUGGCUGCAGUGCCGGUGGUGCACGGGCUGUGUCAGAAGCAGCUCGUGGGUUGACAGACAACCGGGUGACCACUGAGCCAACCACAGUAACAGUGGCAGCUGCAGUAACCGCAGCAGCAACGGUCGUGCCAGUAAUCUCUAUGGGGUCAACCAUGUACCAGCAGCAUACGAUGGCAGGACCGGCAAUGGCGCAUACACACACGCAGGGCCUCCACCCUUACACCACCCUUCAGACUCACAUUCCCUGUAAUCCCCAGUAUAUUGGACACACUAUCCAGCACAUGCCACGUCCAGCUGUCUUCCCAGUGCCUGGCUCAGCGUACCCACAGAGUGUCCAUCCAGCAUUCAUAGGAGCGCAGUACCCCUAUUCGGUAACAACACCAUCAUUGGCAGCUACUGCAGUGUCGUUCCCUGGUGUGCCAGUCCCAUCCAUGACACAGAUAGCAGUGCAUCCCUACCACAGUGAAACUGGACUGUCACUGUCUUCCAAUGUAGCGAUAGGAAGUGUCCAUGCAGGAUCAACGUUCCCAGCAAUUCAAGGGGCUUCCUUGACAUCUCUGUCCUCACAGCCCAACUCCCUUGUUACAGGGGGGUUUCCUGCUGAGGAUGAGCAGCACAGCCAGCCUGUGAGCCCCCAGGGUUUGCACUACCUCCACUCCGCAUACCAAGUUGGGAUGCUGGCUCUGGAGAUGCUUGGCCGAAGAACUCAGAGCGAUCAUCCCAACAACUUCUCCCGCAGUCCACCCUAUACAGAGGAUGUAAAAUGGCUCCUUGGAUUGGCUGCAAAGCUAGGUGUAAACUACGUGCAUCAGUUUUGUGUCGGUGCAGCCAAGGGAGUGCUGAACCCUUUUGUGCUUCAGGAUAUCAUCAUGGAAGCUCUACAGAGGCUCAACCCUGCACAUGUGCACAACCAUCUGCGCACCCCAGCCUUCCACCAGCUGGUGCAGAGGUGCCAGCAGGUCUACUUGCAGUACAUCCAUUACCGGCUGAUCCACCUCGCUCCAGCUGACUACGAUGAUUUUGUGAAUGCCAUCCGCAGCGCCAGAAGCGCCUUCUGCCUGACUCCCGUGGGCAUGAUGCAGUUUAAUGAUAUUCUCCAGAACCUGAAGCGUGGCAAGCAGACAAAGGAUCUGUGGCAAAGGGUCUCUCUGGAAAUGACCACCUUCUCACCGUGACAGCAGCUUGUGCUUGUUAGAUCGCGCUCACACGGUGGCUUACUCCCUGAUGGGCAGUGGAAGUCAGGAGUCAGCAAAGGGAUGAGCGACCACAGUCCUGUUCAGGUUGGUUUGUCAUUACUUUUCUUGCCAUAUUAUUAUUGCUACAGCAAAAUUAUCAGCAAGGAAUGAAAGGAGUCUCUUCUCAACUGUAUAUGUAAACUGCUGAAAAACAGUAGUAGUGGUAUAUUUGAUCAAGGCGCUCAUUACAUUAAUAUACUCUUAACACACUCUUGUGUUUCUUUCUGACUUCCACUAUCUGUACACUUCUGCCAAGACCAUGCUUUUGCAGUACUGUCAUCAGAGGGAUCAGAUUUUAUGUAGACUUGAACUAUGAUGCUACUUACAGAGAAAUUCUCCCAGAGCCUUUAAAUCUCUUCUGUCCUUCUGCACAUGUUCUUACCAGUUCCCUGUAUUCCCUGUACAAAUUAGAAAGCCAAGUAGUAAGCAUCUUUCUAAUUGAUUGAAUUUCUGAGGUUGUGAGUGAGUAAAAGUUUUGGCUUCAUGUUGCUGACCUUUCUUUGUUUAGGUUGGCAUGUAUACUCUGCUGGCUUGCUUUUUACUUAUUUUUUUAUUUGUUUCUUAACAUUUGUUUUCACAGUUCUCACCUGCUAUACACACUUCCAUUUCUGAAGUGACCUGAUCUGGCUUCUAUUAAAGUCACGGGCCCUUCUGAUACCUUUCUGAUGACUCAGUUUCCUAUGCCAAAAAAAGAAAACAUUAAUACAUUACAAAAUAAUUUUCAGGUAAUGUCUUAUGCUUAACAUUUUUCUUGUCUUGAAAACUAACUACUUGCUGUCAAGUUCUUCCUUACUAAAUAGUGAGGCAAGAAGAUGAAGUUUAUUUGCAACUCAGUUCCACUGUCAAAAUGAGCUGUAAGGGUCAGUAGCAAGUAAGUGACUGUGUCAGGACCAAGUAAUCAGUGUAUCUGGCUACAUCAGGUAAGGACAUCAUACAUUUGACAUGGUCUAGACAUAGCAGGUGAUUUGUUUCUCCAUUGCUGUAAGCAGUAAAAAGCCAGCACAGCAACAAAGAAAUCAGUGGGGAUGGAAGGACAAAUAAUGAGAACACGGAGCUGCUCUUUGCUGCCUUGAUUGAAGGACUAUUGUCAGUUAACAGCCCUGACAUUUAGUAAGUCCCUUCCAACUUUGUUCCUAGUAUCUUGACUUUUUUUUUUCCAGUGUUUGUUUGAAUCCAUCUACUUGAACAUUUAUCACAGCUCUGAGGUAAAUAUGUAAGAGAGAACCUGUAAUGAAUUAAGAGAAGGAAGGAAGCUCUGUGUGUAAUGGGGCAGCAGUACCAUCGGUCCUGGGCUCUGUAUGCCAGUAUGGCAGUAUGUAAAAAAUACCUGUUUUGCUGAUGCUAUGUUUGUUUCUGAAGUGCUUGGUAAAGUGAAGUGAGAGGUGAAAGGCUAUUUUAUAAUUCUGCCACAACUGUGACUAUUUAAAUAAUGUUUUGCUCUGUCUUGAAUGUAAGGUUCUGUGUUAUCACAGAUUACUCGUGGGCUGCUGGCCAAGGCCAUGCAAUGGCUGCAUAUCUGGACAGCAAGGACAGAGCAAAGCUCUAUUGCUGCACCACAGCAGCUGGGAGUUACUGCAGUAGCUGGAAAUAGCUCAAAAUUCAUCACUAGUGCAACCCAGUAAGGGUGAGUAUCCAACCACAGGUUCUCUGUGCUGUACUGGCUUCUGUGAGCCUCCAGUUGCACAUACCAAGAAAGACAUUUUUACUACACUGUUACAGCUGCAAAAGGACAUUUCCAUUAUAAUUAAAGCAAACACUUUUGUUGCCCUCUCAAAUAUCAGCUGUAAGAACCGGAAUAUGUUUUCCAGGGUUUUUCUUUAUCUUUCUACCAGCUUACGAUCCACGACAUCACUCCAAAUCAUCAUCACUCCAAAUCAUCACAAGGAAGAAAAAUAAGUAGUACAUUUAUUGAAUCCACUUACUACUACUUCUAGCCUUUAUUCAGACACUUGUGCUCAGUUUUGAGAGCCAGGAAUUUCUUCAUUAUCAUUCAAUGUGAAUGAUCCUAUACAUGAUCCAGUGCAGGAAGUUGGGCUCUUCUCUCUAACAGGACUGAGAGAGGGGUUUCUAGUCUUUGUCCUUUUUUUUUUGGCUGCACAAAAUAACCCUUUCCAAGGGCACAUGAAAUAAAAUACUAUAUUGCAUACUAUAUACAUUUACAUACAACGGUAAAUGCACCAUUCAAUUGGAAAUACACAAUACCUAAGGCUCAAUGGAAAAGCUUGGUUGAAGCAACUUUUCUCCUCUGGUAGGCGAAAAGGAGCUUGUGACAGUUGUAGACAUUUCCAUAACCUGUGUUCACAUGGAUCCUAUCCCUCUCUGGAACUGCAGCAAGACAGGUCCAUCUGUGCCCAGGAGGGAGGGACAACAGCCCACACAACUUCAGAAGCCCAUGGCUCAGCAACAGAAACUGUACAACCACGAUGGAGGAUUUCCUCUGAGAAAAAUUAUCCAGCAACUGCAAGAGGAGGCACAGCACCGUAGUGUACUUAAAGUAUUGACUGUGUGCAGAAAUAGUAAUCUAAACAAACAGCCCCUUUUGGAUACAGGAAACCACAUUCUUGCUUAAAAAUGCUAAGCCCUCCCUGUAUAUCUUAGUGGUACUUACUGUGGGUUGGGUUUUUUAUUUCUCUUUGCAGGAGGAUGCUGGACUGCAGGGGGAUUAAACAAGUAUUAGCAUACAUGGUAGAGGCCCUGCAGCUGCUGGAUAGACUGAAAAAAAAGCAACAUUUUUAAGUUAAUCAGACAGGGGAAACUGAACUGUCUACUUUCAGCCUUAUUCAACACUACCUGAGCUUUGCCUCCCCCAGCUACUGUGCUCUGCUAGCACAGGCCUCCAAAGUGCUCAAGGGGACUGACUUAUCAUUCCUUGGGUAUCUUCUGAAAUGGCUGAAGACAUUGAAAGAAAUAUUUGCCAUGCUGUCAUGUAUGGCAACCUUUUCCCUAAGACAGGAAAUUAAUUUGGUGUCAGUAUCUGCAGCUUUGCCUUAUCUCCCACUGCCCAUGGACCAGAGCUGUUGGACACCAUAUUGCACCAGCAAGGCUGCAGAUAAGGACAUGUUAACAGGCAUAAGAUGGCCUGUGUCUCCAAGAUGGUGCAGUCCCCAGCACACACACUGUGGCACUGUAAAUAAUGGUCAUGGCCACUGUACUCUACAGGGGGAGGAAAGAGGUGUUCUUGUACCUUGCUGUUGCCAAAUAAUAGAUUACUGGAUCAAAGCUGAGGUUCACUGGAGCAGAUUCCUCUUUUCUGAUCAGCGGGCUCUGUAUCUUGCCUCUCACAUCUUUUUCUCUGGACUCAGAGGUGAAAGACAUUAACCCUCCAACUAGUGCCUGUUUCAUAUACUGAGAAGAGUAAUUUCAACAUAAAGUGUUAACCGUGCUCUUGCUCCUGCUCAAAGUAGGACAGGCAUUACAAAUCCUUCCUGCAAGUAAGAGUCAAAGUGUGACACACCAUUAAUACUCCAGAAUGAGAUUUGCACUCCAUGCCCUAGGACAGUGUCAGAAGCAGCAGCCCUUCCCAGUGGUGGGGAAAGGCUCCACAUGCACAUUCUCUGCUACUGCUCAUUUGUCCACUUGUUUUGGCUUGACGAGAGAUGGCAUCAUAGCACAUGUUGGAGCACCACACAUCCCAGUGGCACUGGGAACAGGGAAGUCCCUCUCAACUCCAGCUGGAGUUCUGCAGUUCCUCUCGGAGCCAGGUUGGAAGGGGCUGUCCAAGUCUGUUCAUCAGCUUGGAUAAUUCAAUGUUGUGCUCCCGGUAGAAGUCUCUUAGGAACAGCCGUGACUGCAUGGAAAAGACAGACUACAUUAGCGUGAAAGAAAAUGUCACUCUUACUGUGUUUCUGGCAGGGGUCUUCAGGUCAUUUCCUAUCACUGGCAGUAGAAAAAUCCAGGUGGGUAUGCUCAUUGCAUUCCAUGUGUAUACAGCUCAUCUGCUGCUGCUAACUAAUUUGAGAAAGUUACUCACCGAGGAAUCCAUGUCAGGGUAUUUUCUUCCUUUACUCUUUCCCAGGCAUUUUGUCUUUCCUCCAUCUAACAGCUGGCACCAAAAUCCUUUUGCUUCAUCAAAUCUGAAAAGGACACUGAUAUUUAGAAGAUAUGGCCACAUACCCAAUUAGUAGCUGCAGAAACUUAACAGCUUCAUAGGUAUUUCCCAGUUCAAUCCUUAAUUUAUUGUCAUGAUUUUUUUUUUUUUUUCUGAGCAAUUCAGGUUGCUUUUUGGUUUUUGUUGUUUUUAGAAUUUGAUUGUGACGGCCUUCUACAAGUAAGGCUUCCAAGUAAUCUUGCAUUUCUUUAGAUCUGCACACCCUGGGGUGUGCCACUCCUUUUGGAAACACCUGGAGGAAGAGGCCUAAAUUGGUACGCCUAUCCUUACUGUUAAAGGAAGAGCAAUUGCAGUGUGCCUGCACACAUACACAGACACACCUAUUACCCUCAGCUAGCAUGGGCUGAGAUGGCAGAGAAGGUGUGAAAAGCCAGGUUUCAGCAGCAAAGAACAACAUUCCAGAUUUCCAGUGGCUUGCCACUGAAGACUGAUACCAACUCUGUUCACCUUCAGCUAGCACUUACUUAACCUAUUCACACUGCACUGUGCAGAACAUCGUAGUCAUGGCUGACUAAUGUUCUUCAACUUGGUAGCAAUGAGGUACUGCCUCUGCUAACAGUUCCUUAGGACUUGGCUGUCAAGUCCACAUCUUCUGUAAUAAUAGACUCUUAUCUCAAAACUCUCUGCUGUGUCUCUAAUCUCCAUCAAGCUGAAUAGCAGCCUGUCAUUCAUUUUUAUCCCAAAUUCUUUGCUUUCUGCCAGAUUCAAGGUGUAAGAAACACAAAGCAUAAUGAGCUCUAAAAGCUUCAGCACCUUUUCUGAAACCACAAAGACCAAAUGAAAAACACUGUAAUUUCUGCUGUGAGCAACUUCACGCCUCUCCACGACAGUGCCAAAAAACAGCCCUUCCCCCUUCAUUUCGUUGGACUAAGUUACAAGUCCAAUCCAGUGUCUCAUGCCAUCCAGACACAGCCACCUGAAAUUAAUUUUAACAUUUAGACAUACCUCUGAAACCUUUGCAGACCUUCUGGUCAUAGAUAAGAUAUAUUGUUCCGAUCAAAUGCUUAUUGUAUUGCACUUGGCUAAAAAAAGUAGCUUGUCCAAAAAUUACUUCCUUACCUCAGGGCCUGAGUGUAGUUAAAGAGUGGUGUAACUCCCAAGAACUUCUGGAUGUUGUCCAUUACGGAGGCAGGGUUGUGUCUCAGCUCCUGACCAUCCACAAUGAGAAUCUAAAAUGAAAUAACACCAGCCACCUUAGCCUCUGACACCUCGUGCUGAGCUUUCCAGCUCUCAAAACUCCACCACCUUCCUUCAUGUGAGUAUAGCUUACUGGUAUCUGCUUAUUCUGGAACCAGAUGUAGCAGACAGAGAAGUACAAUAAGGGCCACAAAUAUUACAGGACAGUAGAUUCCAACAGAGUUUGUCUGACAACUUGUCUUUGGCCAGUCUUCCCUGUAAGCCAGUAUUCAGGUCCAGCAAUAGCAUUAUUUAUAGAUUGUCUUGUGUAUCCUUUUUUCAGAUGUCAAUCAUUAAGUAUUCUGCCAUAACUUAAGAUUAUUCUCCUGUUGCACAUACAUAUAAUAGACAAUAAAGAACAGUACUUUGCUGAUAUAUCAACUAUUCAAAAGAAAAAUAGUCAUGCACUGAAGUCUGGGGAAUGUAGGAGACCCUGACCCUUAGCAAGUAUAGGAAUGGUGUGCCAACACAAAGCUAACAGCACAAAGAGUGGCCAUGCAAUACAAUUUUCUUUCCCUUUUUAUCUCCCAAUUGGUGUCCCUGGCUCUAUUACUCACAUCAGUGAUCUCCAGGAAUAGUAAGAUUGAAGCCCAAGAAAGUGAUGGCAUAUUUUAUGUAGGAACAUCAAUGUUUGUUUGCCUACUCCAGCUCCACAGACAUGGAAGAACACAGUAACCAGCUCCUGCAUUAGUUUUAUCAAAGAGGCAGGCUCAGCUAUUGAUUUAAUUCUUAAUUCUCAUGCAAAGAAGACACAGGUUGCAGGACUAAUACAAAAACUUCUGGCUACACAUCAUGCUGUCUUGAAGGAUCUACUCACUACAACUUCUCCUUGCAGUGUGGCACCAAUCAGUUACUCUUUCUGCUAAUUAUUCCAUGACAAAUAGCUGAAUUGCAGUAGUCUUACUCUGACAGUAACAGAGAUAUAGGUCUCUGAUUUAUUUUCCCUUCUCUCUAAUUUUAGUCUUGGCAGAUCUAUGAUGUACCGUUACUGACUGCCAAAGCAGCAAUCUCAAGGGACUAAUGGGCAUUGUAAGACUGCUGGAAUAUAGACUGUCUGAGGAUAACUGCAGUAUCAGAAAGAAAUUGAAAAAAUAUUUUCUGACUCAUAACGUCUUAGUUUAUAAAUGCCUUGGGAAUUUUGAGACAGAAAUGGUCUGCAGUGUAUAUUAACUGACCUUUAGCAAAGUUAAACCUCUGCAGACAGUUAAAGACUUCACAACCUGGAAGCUAACAAGUGGCAGAGUCUAAGAGCUUCUCUUUAAAGCUAUGAAACCACAGCAAGCGGAUGAACACCAGCUGGGCCUGUAGGGGAUCCCAGGGCUGCAGGCUGCCUAGAUGAAAGGAAGGGAGUGCUGAUACUGCUGUUCUUCCUGAACAUCUCAAGCCUGUGGAGCUGCCUGAGAGAUCACACUAUCAUCUUGUAGUCAUUUACAUUUACAAAUACAGUAAAGUGCAAAAUUGAAGUAUUUAAGCCCGAUUUCUUAUUGGCUUGCAGUAGGAAAAGUAAAUGGUGGUUCCUGUUUCAAAAGAUAAGAGAAGGGGUGAAAUGAAAACAAUAUAAAUGGACUGAGGGGAAGGGAUCUGGGAAAAGAGAAGGAGCAGGGGAGGAAGGAACAGAGAUUUGUUCUCUGCUCCUCUACACUAAACCUAAAAGGGACUCCUUGAGACCAGUUCCUGCUUUGUCAUCUUAGUUACAGGCCAGACAGCAGUGUUCAUCUCCUACACCCAGAAAUUUUGCAUGAUCUCUUUCAAGGUCAGCACUGCCAAAGCAUUAUUAAUCUAUUUCACUCUGCAGCUACACCUCCUACCUGCCCAGAAGGGAAGUACGUUAGCCAACGCUCCAGGUGAGUGGAAUACCAGCCAGGGAGCAGGCAUCGGCUUUGCAGGUUGCGCAGCUCCUGAGGGGCCUGGGAUUUUGCAGAGAUCACUUGGUAAAAGCUGUAAUUGAGUGCCACGGGGUCAUUGUGAGCUCGCUGGUGCUGAAAAACAUAAGCUGAAUUAAGGAGCAGGAAAACAAAAUUCCUCCCUCCCCAUGCCAUCUCUGCAGACCCCACUGACUCAAUACAAACAGCCACCACUGCCUUUGUACAUAACUUUGUCCACGCUCUCCAGUCUCUAUCAUCUUUCCUGGCUUCCCUACGGAAAUGGAUCUGUGGCUUUCUGCCUCACCCUACUGGAAUAUUUCUCAUGUGCUCAUCCACAAAACAGUAUGGAAAAGUUACCUGAUACCAUGAGUAGGCUCGGUCUGCAGGGUUGAUCAGAACACUAAUGAUUUUGGCUCGAGGAAGCAGGGCUGCACCACGUUUUGGUACUACCUCUGUGUCAAAAUAAUUGGCACUCUUCUCAAACAUGAAGUCUGUGCUGGCAUUGGAGGGGAUUGGAAAGAAUUCCAUGUACCUGCCAAAUGGACAAGGACACUGGUGAGCAGAGUGGCGCAGCAAAGAAAUGGCACACAGCAAAAUGAUGUCUUUGCUUCUCCUCAACAGAGGAGAAGCAGCAUAAUAGUGCCAUAGUGGCUUGUAUUCCCUGCCAGGUGGAAACACUUCAUCGUAAUUGCAUACUUGUACAGGUAAAGGUGAGGGUGUGCAUGUGGCCAAAGAGAAACUGUAGUCAAUGUGCAGCAUGUAGUGAUAUUUUUGUAAAUCUAAUGGGCUCAGAACAACAGUAUAGAGGUCCUCCCUUCUGUCCUGUAUGUCUCAACUCAGAAACCACAAAGAACUUUUAAACAAGCACAUUGUUGCCUGUUUUGCUUGUCAAAGGAGAAGAAAUCUCAUGAUAAUAGUGGAUUCAACAGACUCUCUAAUUUGUAAAGCUCCAUAACACCCCUAGGUAUCUGCUGGUGAGCAGACAUUAAGAUCAAAACUAUGUGUCCUAUUCCUGCAAGCAAGCAGUUGGGUUAGGAGGCAAACAUGUGCUGAGCAGUAGCAAUGAAAACAAACAAACAGAAAUGGAGAAGCUACUAAGAGGGCUGAGAAGGACAUACAAGAACAUUCAGGAUAAGACAAUACAGGUGCAACUUAUGACAGAAGAACAGAUGUCAGGAUUCUUACCAAUCAAUUCCUUUAUGAUAGUUGGGCCCAUUAAAAAACUGGAUCUCCUCAAAAGUGGAAGGACUUGGGAAGUUACUGGUGACAGCUGGAUGCAUGGUCAAGAAGAAAUGCACAGCUGUUGUGCCUGCAACAGGAACAAGAUAGCAGGAACUACUCGCACAUAAUGUUUGGCUGAAUCAAAAGCUUUACCUUUGCUGCAAGGCACAGACCCCCAGUGGACACACUCCUGCCGUACAUGGCUAACCCACUCCUCAUGCAGGCUUCAAGAGCAGACACCAAACACUUUGAAACUGAGCAUGGCUCAAUAGUUCAGUCCCAGACUUCAACUCAUGCAGCUGAUUUAAGACACUUCGGUAGCACAACUGUCAUCCAUGUCAGCUGCACUGAGGCAGUUGGGCUGUUCCCACCUGUCUCAGCAGUGCAGCCACACUCCUAUGUGGCAGAACUCAUACCUGUCAACCAAAAGGUGACACGGGCGCUGCAGGACAAUAUCACACAUUCAGGGAGGAGAUGCACUGGGGACAUUAAUUUCCACACAUGGGAAUUCAGCUAGAGAUAGCAUGGCCUGAAUCUGCUGUGAAUGUUUUCCCCUUACCCAGCCAAGCCUGAUAAUCCUACUCUGCCCCCAGCUGUAGGGCUUUCAUGGGUCAAUAAAUCAGAUGCCAGGACAAGGUUUUCUUACUGUGCAGUUGCAAGCAGCCUGGACCAUGAUCCAGAGGACCCACGCUGCACACACGCCAACAGGGCUUCACAGUUACACAAGCCAGAGACAAAAGUUUACCUGGGGAAGCCUCUUGCUCUAGGCCAGGAUCACCAUUUGCUGGGCUGGUGCCUGCUGUUUCACUGCACUACAGAGAAAGCCGAGGUCCGAAGAUCUGGCUUUGGCUGAAGAGAUUUUGCUCUCUUCAGGCUAGAAGGGACUUCUCAGGACAGUACACACACAUAGUCAUGUCACUGCCAACCACAAUGCUGCAGCAGUUAAGAGGUGGUGACAGAGGUCAAACAAAAGAGGAUCUCAGCCUCCUACUGACAGUGACAUGAGCAUGCAGCGGGUACACAGAUCUGUCACAAUAAAGGCACCAAGGGACGUUCACUGUAACCUUCGCUAAGCGUGUGUUUAGUCCCGCUGACAGCUUAUGUCUUGGGACAAACUAAGAAAGGUCACAGCUUCUCUGAGCUUGGGUGGAAAAGCCAGAACACAACUCUGCAGGUAGGGUUUUUCCCUGCAAACAAGGACUGGUGCUAAGAAAGUGUCAAGGCUCGAAGCAACAGACUUGCAAGAUUUUGUUAAGAACAAAUUUGAGAUUCUCUGAAAUGUCCUCUGUGGACAUUUGGCAGAUUGUAUGAAGAGCAGCAAUACAGAUCUACAACACAGACCUUUCCAGUUCUCUCUGGAGGAAUGAGAUGAAAGAUGCAAUCUAUUUUUAGACAAAGUUUUCACAUUACCAGUUUUCUGAGGUCCCACAAUGAGGAACUUGGGGAGUCGAUCACAUGUUUUCUCUUUGGACCAGAUAUCCUUGUGCCUCUUAUCAUCACAGGGAUUCUGCAGCGUAAGUGAUGGGAUUAAGCAUUAGCACAGGAGCUAAUGAAAAGGGGAGGAGAAGCUGGAAGGCAGUCCUCUAGGGAAGAUGCUAUUAGCAUAUGAGGAACACUUCACAACCACACUGCUGCUCUGCCAAGCAGCGAGUUAGAUAAAAGCAGGAGGGAACAUUUUUCAAAAGCCCAAUGCAACCCAGAAGCCAAAGUCCCUCCGAGAGUGUAAACCACAGGACUUGCCAUGUGCAGCCACACUGGGCUGGGCCACCACGAUAGUACAGCUAAGCAUCUGUGAACUGCUGGCUGGCAGACAACUCUAUCACCUUCAGUUAAUUUCAUCUGCUCAUUAUCAGGCAGAGCUGCUGCUCUGGGAUAAAAUGGAAUAAACAUGUUUUUAUUUAAUGAACAUGAAUUCUGUGG
Centrocercus urophasianus (Greater sage-grouse) is the source of this 16164-nucleotide messenger RNA. It is a transcript of the gene ZSWIM8, whose product is annotated as zinc finger SWIM-type containing 8. Gene Ontology annotation, molecular function: zinc ion binding. Gene Ontology annotation, cellular component: Cul2-RING ubiquitin ligase complex. The record is from RefSeq and is a predicted model, not a curated record. The transcript is spliced from 27 exons. NCBI's taxonomy places the organism in Eukaryota, Metazoa, Chordata, Aves, Galliformes, Phasianidae. Bases 346 to 5814 code for a protein of 1822 amino acids.